Mercurialis annua (annual mercury) is the source of this 1739-nucleotide messenger RNA. RefSeq lists its product as uncharacterized. The record is from RefSeq and is a predicted model, not a curated record. Lineage: Eukaryota; Viridiplantae; Streptophyta; Magnoliopsida; Malpighiales; Euphorbiaceae. The transcript has 3 exons. Bases 225 to 1544 code for a protein of 439 amino acids.
UUCAAAUACUCUCUCUCUUUCAUCUGUCUCUUAAAAAAACUUCCGCUCUCUCUCUCUCUAAAAGCUUUGCGUGUUUGUUUGUUUUGCUAACCUGCGCACUCCGCCACUGUUUAACGUGCGCCGCCUGAGAUAUGUUGCCGGAGGGAACAGUUACAGCUUCAGUUAUCAGAAUCUCGAGGUAUAGGAAAGCUCAUUAGCUGACUAAUUUCAGUUAUUUUAAAGAAAUGGAUGGUCCAAAGCUAACCAGAAAUCAAUCAUCAUCGUCACUUGUGCGUUCAUUUCCAACCGUCCGAUCAUCCAUCCAAAGCUUGACGUCCAUAGCUGAGGAGGAGCUUAUGAAACCUCAACAAAAGAAAGAAGAAAUAAUAGUAGUAGAAGAGAGAAGGAAGCCGAACCGGUGUGGUUCAACACCGAGAAGAACCGGUUCGGCUCGGUUCAUGCCAGUUGUAACAAUGGUUUCACUUACCUUUUUUACUCUCUUCACUCUCUCCUUCUUUUUCUUCUUCUAUUUGAGAAGAGAAGAAGUGCCCACAUCAGAGAAUCUUUUAUUAGCUUUGAUUUUUAUUGCCAUAACCCUUUUUUUCGCUAGCAAAAACAAGAAUUUAAUCAAUCAAAAUUUGUCACUAAUGAAGCAAGUUUGGGAAGAUAAUUGUAAAAGACUCAAUCUUUUCCCUUCAUCGAGACCACCCAAAUCAAAGCCUGUAACUUGGUUUAUUGGUGAGUCAAAUACUGAUCAAAGCAACGACUUUAAUUACAAAAUUAAGAAAGAAAAGAAGAUUAUAAGAGAAGGAGUGGAGUUUUACAGCAAUGGGGAUUUUUACGAAGGUGAAUUUCAUAAAGGGAAAUGUAACGGGAGUGGGGUUUAUAAUUACUUUGUUAACGGGAGAUAUGAGGGUGAUUGGAUUGAUGGGAGGUACGAUGGUUACGGGAUUGAGAGCUGGGCGAGAGGGAGUAGAUAUAGAGGGCAAUAUAGACAAGGUCUAAGGCAUGGAUUUGGGGCUUAUAAGUUUUUUACAGGUGAUUCUUAUGCUGGUGAGUGGUGUAAUGGCCAGAGUCACGGUGUUGGUGUGCAAACUUGCUCUGAUGGUAGUUGUUAUGUUGGUGGAUUCAAGUGCGGUGUUAAGCAUGGCCUUGGUGUUUAUCAUUUCAGAAAUGGGGAUAGAUAUGCCGGUGAGUAUUUUGGAGACAAGAUCCACGGGUUCGGUGUCUAUCACUUUGCCAAUGGGCAUUGUUACGAAGGGUCGUGGCACGAAGGCAAGAAACAGGGUUAUGGCAUGUAUACUUUUAGAAAUAGUGAGGCGAAAUGCGGUGAAUGGGAUGGGGGUGUCCUUAAGACUCCACUGCCUUCGCUAACUGAUGCAGUCCUUCGAGCUGUUCAGGCUGCUAGAAGAACGGCGGAAAAUGCUGUCCGCCUUUACCGGGUGGAUGAUCAAGUGAACAAAGCAGUUCAGGGUGCGAAUAGGGCUGCUACUGCCGCGAGAGUUGCUGCUGUUAAAGCUGUUCAAAACAGAAUGGAUGGAAAAUUUUGUGAUACACAUAUUUAGUUUUUGCUUGAAAAUGUAAAUUCUUUUUACUAAUUUCACGUACUCGAUCCGAAGAUGUAGCCACCGCCCUGGCGACCAAAUUCCCGCCAGAGGUUGAGUGUUUGAGGCGUCUUUAAUUACCACACUGUAACUUGUAAAUAGAAGCUUGUACGUAUAUCAAUGGAAGAUGAAUCUCCAAAGAGGUUUUUGGUUUGA